Messenger RNA from Morchella sextelata, 651 nucleotides. RefSeq lists its product as uncharacterized. The transcript has a single exon. Bases 1 to 651 code for a protein of 216 amino acids. Lineage: Eukaryota; Fungi; Ascomycota; Pezizomycetes; Pezizales; Morchellaceae. The record is from RefSeq and is a predicted model, not a curated record.
AUGACCAACCCCGCCGAACCACACCAGCCGGUGCACCGAUACUUCAUCGGCUCCUACAUCCCCUGGCAAGCACGCCCGCGCCACCUCUCCCCGCCCCGCCACACAACACAUAUCGCGCCGUACCAGCUGCCGCGGCCGCGGGGUUACAGGGUCGUGCCGGUGGUGAGGCCGCAUGACCUUGAUGCCGAGACGCGGUGGAGGACGCAGUAUAAUGCGAGACGCUCGGGGUCUGAGGUAGAGGUGGAGGUGGAUGGGGGUGGGGAUGAGGGAACGGUGGAGGAGGAGGGUCCGAGUCCGGGGGGCCGGGGGAAGGAGGUGAGGUUUGAGGAGAUGAUUAUUAUAAUAAAUUAUGUGCAGGAGGAGAAUGAGAGUGAUAGUAGUGAGAGUGAGAGUGAGAGUCAUAGUGGGGAUAGUAUGAAUACUGAGGAUACUGAGGAUACUGAGGAUACUGAGGAUACUGAGGAUACUGAGGAUACUGAGGAUACUGAGGAUACUGAGGAUACUGAGGAUACUGAGGAUACUGAGGAUAGUGUGGAUACUGAGGGUACUGAGGAUAGUGACGUUACUAUUUGUGGAAGUGAAGAACUGGGGGUGGUGGGAGCGGGAGAGACGGAAGAUGAUGAAGAGACACUUUUUGAAUUGGAGUUGUAA